Molecule: messenger RNA, 509 nt
Organism: Protomyces lactucae-debilis
Lineage: Eukaryota; Fungi; Ascomycota; Taphrinomycetes; Taphrinales; Protomycetaceae
Exons: 1
Coding region: 118-339 (73 amino acids)
Source: RefSeq, a predicted model, not a curated record
CUCCAGUUCACGUGCUCCGCUACCUCUCCUGAGUUCCCAGUACCUGACAUUUAUUCAUCCCAUUGGUUCUUUCAAGCUCAUAGCGCUAUCAUACGGCCCGGCGUAUCCACCUUCCUGAUGUGGCCUCCGCCGGCAUCUUACUCACCUCGUCUUCUUGGAUCACUUCUUGGAUCACGCUUCAACAUGUUACGCUCGCAGGCGUCUCACUCACUUCGUCUCGUGGAUCACGCUCCAACAUCUGCUCUCAAGCUUCAAUGUCUAUUUCCGUCACAAACACAUCACGCUCGCAAGUGUGAAUGUCAGUUUCUGUCCCACAAACAACCCAUGCUCACAGCGUGAAAGUCUCUCUCAAUACAGGUCUGGUGUCUGCGUUGAGAUGCUUUCAGGGUCUUUGCCCUCGCCCACCUCUUUCUCGUCACUUCCUCGUUCGAGGCUGGCAAAGUAUCAAAGGAGCGCUUCUCGCACCUUUGUAGGAUUGUCAGCAAGAUCCCUCCAUAGGCAAUCCUAUC